UCUCAUUCAUUCAUUCAUUUCAUUAUUCGGUGACACACCUUAUCUCUCUCUCUCUGUUCUAUUCUUCUUUAACUUUUCAUUUCACACAAAAAGCUAAAUCAAUACAACCACCACUCACUCUUCCCAUCUAAAUCAAAUCAACCUUACUUUUCUAUUCAUCUCCAAUCAUAUAAUAUACAUAGCAUAAGAUUAAGAUUAAGAUAUAGACUCAAUUCAUUCAAAUCAAGCAACAAAAAUUUAAGCUCCACACAAAUUAAUCUUAGUUUUAAUUUGCUCACUAUGUUCUGGAUCAGCUAACUAGCUUCAAUAUUCAAUUCAACUAAACAGAAGCGAAGCAAAAUGAAUUACCAUGUUCCAGAUUUCGAUAUUCAAAUGGAUGAUGAAGAUGAAUACCCUAUACAUCAUUCAAAGAAACCUUUCACGCAACAAGACGAUGAGAUCAUGGAACUAUUAUGGCAAAAUGGACAAGUUGUGAUGCAAAGCCAAAACCACCGCCAAUUUAGAAAACCGCUGGCACCGGCAACCACAACCACCGCCAGUCGCGUGAUUCCUGAACAUAGAGAGAUUCGAUCAACCGAUGCAGAUAACUACAUGAAUCAACACUUGUUCAUGCAAGAAGAUGAAAUGGCAUCGUGGCUUUUUGAUUCAAUGAAUGAAGUUGAAGAUCCUCCUUUCAACCGUCACGAUUUUAGUUCAGAAACAAUUUUUCAUUCAUCAGCCGGAAGCGCCGGUCAGAAACACGGCGGCGGUGUUAUACAAGCACAAGCCACGGUUCGUGAGUCGGAGUUUGUUCGGCAAUCGAGACCGGCGGUGGUGGCAGCUUCUCGGCCUCCUAUUCAUCCGGCGAGGAAACCGGAGAUGGUGGUGAAUAGAACACAUAAUUUCACGCAUUUCACUAAUACGAACCAAAGCAAUACGAGGAGUGAACCAGGUGCAUCUUCGAGUUCGAUGAUUGCGGCGGGAAGAGAAUCAACGGUGGUAGAUUCAUGUGAUACGCCGAUCAUGACAGCGAAGACGUACGCAGCUUCGAGAUUAUCGGAAACUGUCAGGAGUGCGACGGCGGAGACCGGAUGUGUGAGUGUGAGUACCACUGGUAAAGCGGCGACGACGACGUUGGAUAUGACAGUUACGUCGUCACCUGGUUGCUCUAGCGGGAGUGCUGAACCGGUUCAUAGAGAACCGGAGUUGGACCGUAAAAGGAAGGGACGUGAACCGGAAGAAUCUGAGUUUCAGAGCGAGGAUGUCGAUUUUGAAUGUCGGGAAGAAAAAAAACAACACCGUGGAUCUACAUCCGCAAAGAGAUCCCGUGCUGCAGAGGUUCAUAAUCUCUCAGAGAGGAAGCGUCGAGAUAGAAUUAACGAAAAGAUGAAAGCUUUGCAAGAACUUAUACCGCGGUGCAACAAGUCUGACAAAGCUUCAAUGUUGGAUGAAGCAAUCGAAUACUUGAAGUCAUUGCAGUUACAAGUGCAGAUGAUGUCCAUGGGAUGUGGCAUGGUACCUAUGAUGUUUCCUGGAAUUCAGCAAUUUAUGCCGGCGAUGGGAAUGGGGAUGGGAAUGGGUUUAGGGAUGGAAAUGGGAAUGGGAAUGAACAGACCAGUGAUGCCAUUUCCUAAUAUGUUGCCUAAUUCUCCUUUGCAAACAGCAGCAACUGUAGCUGGUCCUUUUGGACCAAGGUUCGCUAUGCCUCCUUUCCAUGUGCCCCAUGUUCCUGCAGCUGCACCUGAUUCAUCCAGAAUGCAAGCAGAAAAUCAAUCAGAUAACCACCUUAACUCCCUUGGUGCUCUGCCUCCAGAUCAAUCACGCAUUCCAAACCCAAACUUCGCAGAUCCUUACCAGCAAUACCUCGGUCCCCACCAGGUGCAACAAUUAAUGCAGGCAAUGAACCAGCAAAAUGUCAACAGACCAGGUACCAGUGGGAGCCAAGAAAAUCCAGAAAAGCAUUAGUCAGGUUAGAUUAUCCGGCAUCUAGAUACCAUAGCAGCUGCCAUGGUGGUGUAAUGUGCGAGAACUAACAUUUUAGCAGGUCUCAGUAGCAAAAGCUAAUUUAUACACAACUAACAUGUAAAUUAUUGUGGCCCCUAAUUAUUAUUAUUAUUAUUUGCAAAGCUCUCA
This is a messenger RNA of Medicago truncatula (barrel medic), 2112 nucleotides long. RefSeq names its product transcription factor PIF1. Bases 340 to 1944 code for a protein of 534 amino acids. The record is from RefSeq and is a predicted model, not a curated record. Gene Ontology annotation, molecular function: protein dimerization activity; DNA-binding transcription factor activity. The transcript has 9 exons. Lineage: Eukaryota; Viridiplantae; Streptophyta; Magnoliopsida; Fabales; Fabaceae. Gene Ontology annotation, biological process: regulation of DNA-templated transcription.